AUGUUGAUCGAAACAUUAUCCUCUAGCAUGGCAAGCCAACUCCCAGACGAGGUCCUUCUCCAGAUUUUGCACUAUCUUCCUAAAAGUGUCAAGCAUCCUAACCCCCAAGCCGACUUACUGAAUGCGCUCUCGACAUGCAAGCAACUGGCACCACUUGCCCGAGAGGUUCUCUUCUGCGCACCAAUACUGUACUCAAGUAAGGUCGACCACUUCCUCGCUUCUCUCUUCCAGUACCCAGACCUGCGAUACAAGAUCCGCAGCCUGACCGUCGAAACGAAAAUCCGUGGAAUGUGCAUAGGACCGAACCCCAUUCCAGCACUCGAUCCAGACCUACUAUCGAAAGCCAUCAGCCAUAUCAGCACACUAGACAUCGAUCCUCUGACGAAACAACACUUCGCCGAAUCCCUGUAUGCCGGAAACGAAUACGAUGGCCCAAGCAUCCUCCUCAGCCUCGUGCUGACCAUGCUACCCAACCUGCAAGAACUGUAUCUCGGGGGCUCGAUACUCUACAACUUCCCCUUCCUCCAACCCCUGCUCUACCAUAGCAGCCUCUUUCCAGCCCACACCCCCGAUCUAGGCGCCCUCCUCCCUCUCUUCAGCCACAAACUCGUCGUACUUGAACUGCCCAACGACUUCCGCACCUCGCCUUCCAGCAGGUCCGACUAUCGGGGCUCUGUGCAUGGUAUUCCGAAGUAUUUUCCGAAGUUGCGCACGCUUGUGCUGCCGAGUGAUAACGUGGUACAUGCGUACUACAAAGAAGUCGUGCCGUCCAAGCUCGAACGGCUUAUCCUGACCGACUGUCUCGGUAAGGAGGCAGAAAGGUGGGUGAAGCACGUAGCCAUGGCAAAGACAACGCUGUUUCCCAACCUGGCAAAAGUGAGCUUGUAUCACUGCUACCCUGGAAAUGCCGCUAAAGUGGCGUCACGGGAGUUUAUGAAGAAGAUGGGUAUACUAUUCUACCAGUAUAUUCCACUCUUUCAUCUCUGGAACACCAAUGAGUUUUUCCACCCAUGGAUGUAUGGUGGUGACGAGCUUGAUCUUGCAGUGGUGGAUAUGGAUGAAAGAGAACGUAGAUGGGAUAAGGUGGAAAGGGAUGAGAAGAAGAAGCGAGAGGCUAGGAAAAUUGCAUGGGGUGGAGUUGCAGGCAUGCGGAACAACAUGGAAUUGUAG
Molecule: messenger RNA, 1170 nt
Organism: Alternaria ventricosa
Lineage: Eukaryota; Fungi; Ascomycota; Dothideomycetes; Pleosporales; Pleosporaceae
Exons: 3
Coding region: 1-1170 (389 amino acids)
Molecular function (GO): protein binding
Source: RefSeq, a predicted model, not a curated record